This is a messenger RNA of Morus notabilis, 3829 nucleotides long. Its product is annotated as LRR receptor-like serine/threonine-protein kinase FLS2. The record is from RefSeq and is a predicted model, not a curated record. Gene Ontology annotation, cellular component: plasma membrane. Gene Ontology annotation, biological process: protein phosphorylation. Lineage: Eukaryota; Viridiplantae; Streptophyta; Magnoliopsida; Rosales; Moraceae. Gene Ontology annotation, molecular function: protein kinase activity; protein binding; ATP binding. The transcript is spliced from 2 exons. The coding region runs from base 101 to 3580 and encodes 1159 amino acids.
UUUCACAUCUUGAUACUAACAGCAUAACUUUCUGGGGUCAUUAAGUGGCUGAAUCUCUAUAUAUAUUGCAUUAAGUACCAAGUAUUUCGUAUACCAACUAAUGGCUUCUCAAAGAGUUAUGAGUUUGAUCAUCAUAAUACUUUCCUAUAUUCUUGUUACUGUUCCAUCAGCUGAACCCAGCUUGGAAACAGAGAUUGAGGCCUUGAAAGCCUUCAAGAACUCCAUCACCAAUGACCCACUUGGAGCACUUGCAGAUUGGAAGGGUGAACACAACCACUGCAACUGGUCCGGCAUUGCCUGCGAGCCCUCCUCAAGUCGUGUCAUUUCAAUUUCCCUGGCUGGCAGACAACUCGAAGGCGAGAUAUCCCCAUUCCUCGGCAACAUUUCAGGCCUCCAGGUUCUUGAUUUAUCUCAAAACUCAUUCACAGGGCACAUUCCAGCUCAACUUGGAAUGUGUUCCCAGCUCUCUGAGCUAUCUCUGUAUCAAAAUUCUCUUUCUGGGCAUAUUCCAUCAGAAUUAGGAAACCUGAUAAAUCUGCAAUAUUUAGAUUUAGGUGAAAAUUUUCUAACUGGAAGCAUCCCUGAGAGCAUUUGCAACUGCACUUCCUUGUUAGGUUUUGCUGUCAAUUUUAACAAUCUUACUGGCACAAUCCCAUCAAACAUUGGGAGUUUAACCAAUCUUCAGAUAUUUUUAGCAUAUGGCAACAUGUUGGUAGGUUCAAUUCCUCCUUCCAUUGGGAAGUUAGGAUCUUUGCAAAGUCUUAGCUUGAGCCAGAACAAGUUGUCUGGAGUAAUUCCCUCCGAGAUCGGAAAUCUGUCAAACUUGGAAUAUUUGAUUCUGUAUGAGAAUUCUUUACAUGGGGAAAUCCCACGUGAACUUGGUCUGUGUAAGAAACUUGUUAGUCUUCAACUAAGUACCAACCAGUUAACUGGGGGCAUUCCUUCUGAACUUGGUAAUUUGGUCCACCUAGAAAUCUUGCUGUUGUACGGAAAUAGGCUAAGUUUGACCAUCCCGUUUUCCUUGUUUCGACUAAAUUCCUUGACUCGUUUAGGUCUCUCACAGAAUGAGUUAACUGGAAAUCUGCCAUCUGAGCUUGGAUAUUUAAAAUCCUUAAAAGUGUUGACACUGCAUUCCAAUAGGUUUGGAGGGAAGAUACCUUCUUCAGUAACAAACUUGACAAAUCUGACUUAUUUGAGCUUGAGUUCCAAUUUUCUCUCAGGUGAGCUUCCAUCAAAUAUAGGAUUGCUUUAUAAUCUUAAGAACUUGAGCGUCAAUAAUAACCUCCUUGAGGGAUCCAUUCCAUCUAGUAUCACAAACUGUACCCGGCUUUUGGGAAUAGAUUUGGCACUUAAUGGAAUAACUGGGAAAAUUCCUCAGGGUUUGGGGAAUUUGCCAAACCUGACUUAUCUGCUCUUGGGAUCCAAUCAAAUGUUUGGAGAAAUCCCAGAUGACCUCUUCAAUUGCUCAAAUCUUCAGAAGUUGGAGUUGUCAAUGAAUAACUUUAGUGGGUCCCUAAAACCAGGCAUUGGCAAGCUCAUCAAUCUCCAGCUUUUCUUAGUCAAAUCAAACUCCUUUGUAGGACAAAUUCCUCCCGACAUCGGGAAUUUAAGCAGUCUUGUUAUCCUUGCACUCUCCGAGAAUAGGUUUUCAGGUCUAGUUCCACCAGAGUUGUUUAAACUCACUCAACUCCAAGGACUCGACCUGCAUGACAAUGCUUUAGAAGGAAUCAUACCGGAGAAAUUUUCUGAAUUGAAACAACUUACUGAACUUCAUUUGCAUCGCAACAGAUUCACAGGUCCUAUUCCGGAUGCCAUCUCAAAACUUGAGUGGCUUUCAUUCUUGGAUCUCCAUGGAAACAUGCUCAAUGGAUCAAUUCCAAGAAGCAUGGGACGCCGCAGUCAACUUACAACCUUGGACCUCUCUCACAAUCAUCUCUCGGGACCGAUUACUGGGUCUCUGAUUGCAAGUAUACAAGAAGUGCAAAUAUAUCUGAACCUUUCAUCCAAUCACUUGGAGGGAGCUCUCCCAAAUGAGCUUGGAAUGUUGGGAAUGGUACAAGAAAUUGACAUUUCCAAUAACAAGCUUAGCGGAAUCAUUCCCAAGGCGAUCAAAGGAUGCAGCAAUCUAGUCUCCCUUAAUUUGUCAAGGAACAAUCUCACAGGCCCAGUUCCAGCUGAAGCUCUUGCUGGAAUGGGCAUGCUCACAAACCUGGACCUCUCGAGUAAUAAAUUAGAUGGUGAACUGCCUGAAGAGUUGGCCAAUAUAAAGCACCUGAGGUCCCUUGACCUUUCUCAUAAUCAGCUGAAGGGCAUCAUGCCACAUAGCCUUUCCAACUUAUCUACCUUGAAACACCUGAACCUCUCUUAUAACCAGCUUGAGGGCCGUGUUCCAGAAACCGGAAUUUUCAAGAGCCUAAACGUGUCGAGCUUAGAAGGCAAUCCAAAUCUUUGUGGAGCCAGACUUCCGAAAGCAUGCAGCAAGACAAGUUCACACCGGUUAUCAAAGAAAACUAUGUUGAUUCUCGUUGCACUUGGAUCUGUUUCUGUACUUUUAGUUCUGGUUUUAACUGUUCUAGUCCUCGUCCGACGCACAAAAAAGAGUAAAGCGGAGAAAGAUGAAAGUCUGGAACCAGAUUACGCUUUGGCCUUGCCCCUCAAGAGGUAUGAUCCGAAGGAUUUAGAACUUGCUACAAGUUUCUUCAGUGAAGAUACUGUCAUAGGUUCCAGCAGUUUGAGCACCGUGUACAAGGGUCGAUUGGAAGAUGGCCAGACUGCAGCAAUAAAGAGAUUGAACCUGAAGCAGUUCCCUGCAGAGUCGGAUAAGUCCUUCAACAGGGAAAUCAAGACCCUUGGCCAGCUGAGGCAGAGGAAUCUGGUGAAGAUACUUGGGUAUGCUUGGGAAAGUGGAAAGUUGAAGGCCUUAGUUCUUGAAUACAUGGAAAAUGGGAACUUGGAUGGUGUUAUACACAACGACCGAGUGGAUCAGUCAAGAUGGACGCUAUCUGAGAGAAUCAAUGUUUGUGCUUCAAUUGCUAACGGUUUGGACUACUUGCAUUUUGGCUAUGAUUUCCCCAUUGUUCACUGUGAUCUAAAACCUUCAAACAUUUUGUUGGAUGGUGAUUGGGUGGCCCACGUGAGUGAUUUUGGGACAGCUCGAAUGCUUGGUGUUCAUCAGCAGAAUGGAAGUAGCCUUUCUUCAUCAUCAGCUUUUGAUGGCACAGUUGGAUACUUGGCACCAGAGUUUGCAUACAUGAGCAAAGUCACAACAAAGGUGGACGUGUUCAGCUUCGGUGUGAUUGUGAUGGAGUUCCUGACAAAGCAAAGACCAACAGGACUCAUAGAAGACGAAGGGAUGCCCAUCAGCCUGCGCCAACUGGUGGAGAGAGCACUAGAAAAUGGCACAGGUAGGCUACUUCAAAUUCUGGACCCUGUACUAGUUCUAAACGUCUCCAAAAACCAGGAGGAAGUACUGGAAGAGCUGCUUAAACUUGCCUUGUUCUGCACCAAUCCGACUCCAGAGAACCGUCCCAACAUGAAAGCUGUGUUGUCAACACUUUUGAAACUAAAAGGGAUAGACUAAAUACUUGAAAUAAAGACUAUUCUCACAAGAACAUGUCAUAAGGUGGAAUCGAUUUAUAAUAUUGCACUUCUUUUUAUCUGAGAUUCCAGUUUCAAGAGGACUCCCUGAUAACCUAUCAUUCUUCCUUUGAAGCCAAGAUUUGAGCUUGGUGCUCAUAGCUUAGCUGCAGAGAAAAAGAGAUGAGAACAUUUUGUAGAACCCACCUUGUAAUAUUAUCAAUGGUCAAUGAGCAUUGGAAUCUUAAAUGCA